Messenger RNA from Nasonia vitripennis (jewel wasp), 3053 nucleotides. RefSeq names its product nicastrin (gene Nct). Gene Ontology annotation, biological process: Notch receptor processing; protein processing. The transcript has 8 exons. NCBI's taxonomy places the organism in Eukaryota, Metazoa, Arthropoda, Insecta, Hymenoptera, Pteromalidae. Gene Ontology annotation, cellular component: membrane. The coding region runs from base 357 to 2279 and encodes 640 amino acids. The record is from RefSeq and is a predicted model, not a curated record.
UUUCGUUUGUUUCUGAAUCCACAAUGUCGUGAAAAAUAUUGUGAAAGCAAUAUACCUAUGAUUCCCCGACUUGCGCUUUAAAUUGCCCGCGUAUCAGCUGAUGACAUAUUCAUCUGUGGAUGACGAUCUUUUACGUCAGCAUCUGAGGCGAAUCGGGUACUUUUUUGGCCAGCGAAAUAAGCAUAGGCCAAUAGGCCAUACACUCCACAGAGUCCAGAGACGCCAGCGGCCAGAGUGACAGUGGCCUUUCUUAUGCCGAGAAAGGACUCAAAGGAGUAUUUUUUAGAACGGAUUCCUAUGAAGGCAUUUGGGUAGCCUUAGCUUUUUAAUAUUUUUUAAAUUAACAAUUAGCUAAAAUGAAACACUUAAAAUGUAGUCGGAUAUCCCUGUGUCUGCUGGCUUUGGUGAGCUUUGUUGCAGCAAAUAGGAUAAAAAACAUGUUAUAUAUGCCAAUCGAUGGAGCUGCAGCUUGUUUUCGGAGGCACAAUGGAACGCAUCAGUUUGGGUGUUCAUCCAGUAAAUCAGGUAGCGUAGGUGUGAUUCACAUAGUGGAAAGUAUGGAAGAUGUGCAGUGGCUAGAACAGAAUAGCACUGCUGGACCUUACACAAUAGUCCUGUCCUUUGACAUGUUUAAAAUGGAUGUGUUAAAAAAAUUCAAAGAUUCACACAACGUGAAUGGAGUUUUAUUAACUAGAAAUACAAGUUUAGAACGUCCUUCGAGUUAUUCGCCAGAAGAUAGUUGCCCCAAUAGAUAUUCAGGGUUCAAGUCAUGCGAAGAGCCAUGGAAUCCUUAUGGCUCUUCGUUGCUCUUAGAAGACUGGCCUUUCCCAAUGUUUUAUAUGCAGGAUGAGAAAGCUCUUGAGAAGAUCAAAGAAUGCUACCUAAAGUACAAUGCACACAAUCGAGAGAAACAGGCUGAGAGAUCUCUGUGUGCUAUUGAAAUGAAAUCCUUUAUGUUUGCUGCACUCAAUUCAGAAUCUUGCAUCAGGCGGAGUACAUCCAGUAUCAACUUCAACCCAAAUGUUUUCUGUGAUCCUCUUGGUGAUAGGAAUAUUCACUGGCCUGUAGGGCCCAUUACUGAUAAUGUCAAGAAUGUCAUCAUGGUCAUAGCUAGACUUGACGCGAAUUCUUUGUAUGAAAAUUUAGUACCUGGAGCUGGCAGUACAGUCACUGGAUUGGUAACUUUAUUAGCGACUGCCACUUAUCUUCAUUCUUUGAAUGCUACAGUCAAUAAUACAAAUGUGGUGUUUUCAUUACUAAAUGGAGAAUCAAUGGACUACAUAGGGUCCAGCAAAUUAGUUUAUGAUCUCAAGGAAGGAACUUUUCGUUCUUUAGGCAAUAAGCUUCUUAAAUUUGAGCAAAUUAGUCAUGUCAUCGAAUUGGGUCAAGUCGGUGAAGGACAGCUUUACUUACACGCCAAUAAUUUCCAGGAUAGUUCAAUUUUAGCCAACGUGCAGAAAGCGCUUGGUGCAGAGGUACUGGAGAACAGCGUACCUCCAGCAUCCAUACAGAGUUUUCUGAAAGCGAACUCAAGCCUGCCAGCUGUCGUUAUUGCCAAUCAUGGCAAGAACUUCGUCAACAAGUAUUAUAACAGCCUGUUAGAUGACGCCGUAGGACUUGCGUACUCGAGGAAUAAGUCGGAAAAGCUAACAUCUAGCCUGGCAAAAAUCGCGACGACGCUUGGCAAUGAACUCUACCGGCUGAUAACGAACAGCUCGAUACCGCCCAGUACGAACACUAGCCUUGUCACUGAACUAGUGAGUGAACUGCUACCGUGCUAUCUUGUGAGUGCCAGAUGUCCCCUAUUCCAGGCAGCCUCGCCUCCUGGUACGAUUCUCCCCGACCAGGUGCUACCCAUGUACGUGAGCGUCAUCAGGUCCGACAACGCAGCGACUACCCUGACGGGUCAGCUGCUAGCAGUGCUUACAGGCGAGCAAUAUCCUCAUAUGAAUACUAGCACUUGUCUUGAGAAGCAUUUGCUCUGGAUGGCUGGCAGGAAUCUUAGCGGACUUUGCAUCAAUGCAACGGUUAAUUAUAGCAAUGCUGUCAGUCCAGCAUUUCUCAUUGAAGGCUAUAACAUGAAGUCAGGUAUCUACUCGACUUGGACGGAAUCAGUGUGGCAGAACCUGGGCAUGAGAAUGCUCCUGAAACCAUCAGCAGCAAUGGAAAGGCUCAGUUUGAUCCUGGGCAGUACAGUUGCUGGUCUGUCGUUUAUCCUUGUGUGGUUCAUCACUUCUCGAGCUGAUACUUUGUUCAAUACAGGAUCCGUGGAUCUAUAGGAAUACGAGAUGGAUCGCAUAUCAUUGACCAGUCCAGACUACGAAGAAAGUGAGCCUUUCAUCUAAACUAGUCCAAACGUCGUGAAAGUACGCGGAUGAGUACACACUUGGACGAACGUGAAUCAACUUACAUACUUCUCCGUUUGUUAUGUAAUACGGAAUAACUAAUUUUUUACAAAAACUUCGUUGUACCGAUUGUUUCGUGCUUGAAUUCCACUUAAAAAAAUUGAAAAUAAAACGGAGCAUUUAUAGGUUCUUAUUCGAGUCCCGCGAUAACUUCGAAUUGUGUCAGUAUUAGGGACGAAUAAAAUUUUCAGCAGUCUGAUACAAUAUUGAAACAGACAUAGCUAGGAUUUUUAAUAAAAUUACGAAAGCAGAAGAAAAAAAUUAAAAAUAUUUAUCUCUUCGUACAUUUUGAAAGAUGAAUCCUGUAAUUAUAGAGCAUUUGAAUCAUGAAAUUUAUUGGUUAAGACUUUUUUAUAAUUAAUAGAAGUUUAAUAAUUACUCCUCGCAGGAUAUUGUCAAUAUUUUCAGCUCUCUGACUGAUUAAAGUUGGAAAUAAAUUUUAUUUUAAUAUUGAAAUAUCAUUAUUUAUUACAACUAUUAUAAAUCAAACUGUGUGCGACCUGUUUAUUUUUUACUACGGCUUCACUUGACAAAUAUUUAGUUAUAUUUUUUAAUCUUACGAAAAAUGUGGACUUUAAUUUUCACAUAUAGAAAUGUGAAUAAUUUGGUGAUAUCGAUUUUUUCAAUAAAUUGAUAAUAGAAUUUUUA